AUGAAAAUAUUCCCAACUUUGGUCGGCAUGCAUGUCAUCAUAGGUGCUGUCGCCGGGGCAUACCUUAACCAUAAGGCUGCAACACCAACUGCACUCCCUCUCUCUGCUCACAGGGGACGUGCGAGCGUCGAUCAGAGCUGCGAUGCACACAAAGCGGAGCUCACGCAAGCAAUGGAUGAGGCAGAAGUGUUGCUAUCGAUUACAAAGUAUCAUCUAAGCGACGCCAAUCUGCUGAAGCAAUAUUUCGGAAAUUAUGGCAAUGCCACGCCGAAUCCAGUGGAGACCAUAAAGCAAAUGAGCCUUUAUGAUGCAAGUUACGCGAGCAGCGGCCAACCGCGCGAGAGCUGCAGUGAUCCGCUGGAUCAAAGCGUCGUAGCUUUCUGCGAUAAUUUUUGGAAUUACGUUGGGUUAGAUGAGGUGUGCAAUACCGUCGAAGCAGAUGAAGGGUGGGUGAAGGCGGGUAUCAUUAUUCACGAACUGUCCCAUCAGAUCGCUGAUACUUCUGAUAUCUGCUAUGGGAUGAGUUGCGUGUUAGAUUUGGCAGCCAAUAACGCUUCAGCUGCUAUUAACAACGCUGAUAAUUACCACUUUUUUUCGUUGGCUGCGUAUGCCCUCAACACUACAGGUGAUGCUAAUUGUACGGCUACUGAAAUACCUCAGCAGGAAGCUUGA
Messenger RNA from Wallemia ichthyophaga EXF-994, 672 nucleotides. RefSeq lists its product as uncharacterized. The record is from RefSeq and is a predicted model, not a curated record. The coding region runs from base 1 to 672 and encodes 223 amino acids. NCBI's taxonomy places the organism in Eukaryota, Fungi, Basidiomycota, Wallemiomycetes, Wallemiales, Wallemiaceae. The transcript is spliced from 7 exons. Gene Ontology annotation, molecular function: metalloendopeptidase activity.